This is a messenger RNA of Centrocercus urophasianus (Greater sage-grouse), 2693 nucleotides long. RefSeq names its product NADP dependent oxidoreductase domain containing 1 (gene NOXRED1). NCBI's taxonomy places the organism in Eukaryota, Metazoa, Chordata, Aves, Galliformes, Phasianidae. The transcript has 5 exons. The coding region runs from base 1185 to 2510 and encodes 441 amino acids. The record is from RefSeq and is a predicted model, not a curated record. Gene Ontology annotation, molecular function: pyrroline-5-carboxylate reductase activity. Gene Ontology annotation, biological process: L-proline biosynthetic process.
ACACGCACACACACACACACACACAAAAAAAAAAAAAAAAAAAAAAAAGGCAACAAUCUGAGGAGGAAAGUUAAUUUACAAGUUAUAAUAGCAGAAAUACAUGUUAAUUGGGAUUGAAGCUAAUAAUCCAAAUAAAUGAGAGACAGCACACAAAAACUGAAGGGAACACAAGUUGCAGACGAGCAGUAAAAGAAAGGGGCAAUCUUGUGAUGACUUGUGUGCAGUUUUAUCUUUGCCUCUAAAUGGAAAACAGAACAGUGGAAGUCUUCUGGGAGAUAUACUUCUUCUCUUUUGAGAACCAGGUAUCCAGAAAUAUUGACAAUGAAUGGAACUGGAGCAUUAACUCUUUUAAAUCCCAGUGCACCGAACAAUGUUGUGAUGUGGAAUACCAGCAACAAAAAAUCAUAAAACCACAAUACUGAGCUAAGACGUGGCACAGGUACACCACCACCCAUCUUGGGGUAGUUCCAGAUAGCACCAGAUAGUGGAUAGUGUGUCACUGGAAGAGCUGGGGAAGUGGCUGGGGAAGUGGCUCUGUAGGGAGCUUCUUGCAAGGCUCAUGCCAGCUCUCUGUGAAGUUAAGGAUUAUAUAGGUAUGUGUAUGCAAUGAUAUAGUUUGAUUGCUUUUUAUCUGGUUCUGGAUGGGUAAAAAGUCACCCAGUAUUUACACCCACACUUGUCAGCUACUCAACACCCAGCUUUGUCUGAAAUCGCAGUCAGUCUUAAUACUCAGGGAUUUUCCCCUUAGUUAGGCUGUUUUCCCUCUGAGAAAACCAAGGAAAGAAGAUUGCCUCUACUACCAAAGGGGUUUUCAUCCCAGAAAUUUGGUGGUUCUCCAUGCUUGUGACUUGUUUCCACCACCAGUAUAUGUGAUUUAUAAUGAGCAAAUAGUCCUAUGUUAGCACAUGGUGUCCCAUGUCCCUUCUCAACAGCAGUCCUGUGACACUAGGCCAUGCUCCCCAUGCUGACUUCUCCCUGAGCUUGGUGUCAUCAUGGGGCUUGAUAUGCUGGGUAUCAGCUCUUAAUUUGCUGAGCUGCUUUGCAGCAGCUCAUAUCAGUGCCGUGGGCAUCACAACAGCUUGCCUGGUCCUUGACCUCAGGGCCCCUUUUCAUCCCCCUCCUCCUGGGAGUGUAGUGGUGGCUUUCCCCUAGGCAGACAUACUUUGUGGGUUCCCUCCUGGCACAUGGGGUUUGGUUGCCUGAUGUGUUGGGCCAGCAGAGGGCCAGUUAGCCCCAGCAUGAGCAGUGUGGAUGCCAUGCCCCUUGGCGUCCAGCCCCAAGCCCCAUGGCUGCUGCACACUCCAGGCUGCAGCCAUCACCUCUGUCAUUCUGGAGACUGUGGGAGACCAGGGUGGGCUGCAGGGGGUGGGGCUGGGAUGCUCUAUGUAGAUAUAUGGCCUGGGGAAGUCCUGAAAGGGCAGGACUGCAUGUGGCACAGGGAAGUCAUGGCUUCCAAGGGGCUGACAAAAUUUCUCUGCUUCUCCAGGGUGAGCAGCACUGGGAAGACCUUGCUGACUUCUCUAGCAGACAGCCACAGCCUGAAGGUUGGCAUUAUUGGUGGAGGCCGUCUUGGGAAUCACCUGGCCCGAGCACUGGUGGCAGUGGGUCGGGCUCCUUGCUCCAGUGUCCGCAUUUCUACCCGGCGCCCUGAGAGCCUGUCAGACUUGCAGAAACUAGGGCUCACCUGCUUCUACGACAAUGCGCAGCUGGCAGCCUGGGCAGACGUCCUGUUCCUCUGCUGCCUGCCAUCGCACAUGCUGUCCAUCUGCUCUGCAGUUCAGCCAGCCAUCCAGAAGCCCUGCAUUGUGUACAGCCUCGUCACUGCCGUUCCUCUGCCCAGGUUGAAGCAACUCCUUUGCUACAAUGCCAUCGUGAGGCCACAGUACCAGUGCCCUGGCAAGGAGCCUACAAAGGAGUGGGGGACAAAGGGGUCGGUCACAGAAGCACUGCAAGACCUUGCUGUUGUGCAGGCAACAUGCCCCCUCAGCUCCCAAGCGAAAAUAAAAGUCAAUGGCAAAUGGCUGGUGGGCAUUUUCUAUGCAGCCCUGAACAGCAGCAUGUGGCAGAGCCUGCCUCACCAGGAGGCACUGGCAUUGCUCAAUGACCUCUGUUUCCCUGGACACUGCCAUAUCUGCGCAGAGCAGAAAGCUUCCUGCCCACAGUUUACAUGCGAGAGUUUUGUCAGCAAAAGUUUUGCCUCUUCAAUGACUCAAGAGGAAACCUUCCCAUGGUUUGACCUGACAACUGCACAACUGAGAGAGUCUCCUUUUAGCCAGCUGCUAGAAAAGAGUGAGUCUGUCCAGAACCACCUUGCUCUGCUGUAUCAGUCAUCUUUUGGAGACUGGCCCACAAAGCAGUGUGUGCUGACCAGCGCCAAGACUUCUCCUACAUUAGCCAUACCAGAACCUGACAUGGUGUUGAUUCAAGACUCCUCACUGUCCACAACUUCUUCGAAAGUUUUUUCAGGAAUUCCAGAGGAAACUACUGACUAUGUUUCUACAUCCUCAUAAACUGAAAUGAACUCUAUGAUAUGCUGAGAUCUCGUCCCAAAGGGAUGAAUACCCAGAGAUGUUGACAACUCUUUUCCAUCCAUUUCCAUUGCUGAUCUCAGUAGCGUCUAGUGGAAGAACACACUGUAAGGACUUUGUAUUGCAAAAAUAAUGCCAAAAAGCAAAUAAACCUUUACUUAUCAA